AAUAAUAAUAAUAAUAAUAAUAAUGAUAAUAAUAAUAAUAAUAAUAAUAAUAAUAAUAAUAAUAAUAAUAAUAAUAAUAAUAAUAAUAAUGAUAAAAAUAAUAAUAAUAAUAAAAAUGAUAAUAAUAAUAAUAAUAAUAAUAAUAAUAAUAAUAAUAAUAAUAAUAAUAAUAAUAAUAAUAAUAAUAAUAAUAAUAAUAAUAAUGAUAAAAAUAAUAAUAAUAAUAAUAAUGAUAAUAAUAAUAAUAAUAAUAAUAAUAAUAAUAAUAAUAAUAAUAAUAAUAAUAAUAAUAAUAAUAAUGAUAAUAAUAAUAAUAAUAAUAAUAAUGAUAAUAAUAAUAAUAAUAAUAAUAAUAAUAAUAAUAAUAAUAAUAAUAAUAAUAAUAAUGAUAAUAAUAAUAAUAAUAAUAAUAAUAAUAAUAAUAAUAAUAAUAAUAAUAAUAAUAAUAAUAAUAAUAAUAAUAAUAAUAAUAAUAAUAAUAAUGAUAAUAAUAAUAAUAAUAAUAAUGAUAAUAAUAGUAAUAACAAUAAUACUAAUAAUAAUAAUAAUAAUAAUAAUAAUAAUAAUAAUAAUAAUAAUAAUAAUAAUAAUAAUAAUAAUAAUAAUAAUAAUGAUAAUAAUAAUAAUAAUAUUAAUAAUAAUAAUAAUGAUAAUAAUAAUAAUAAUAAUAAUAAUAAUAAUAAUAAUAAUAAUAAUAAUAAUAAUAAUGAUAAUAAUAAUAAUAAUAAUAAUGAUAAUAAUAAUAAUAAUAAUAAUAAUAAUAAUAAUGAUAAAAAUAAUAAUAAUAAUAAUAAUGAUAAUAAUAAUAAUAAUAAUAAUAAUAAUAAUAAUAAUAAUAAUAAUAAUAAUAAUAAUAAUAAUAAUAAUAAUAAUAAUAAUAAUAAUACGAAUAAUAGUAAUAAUAAUAGUAAUAAUAAUAGUAAUAACAAUAAUAAUAAUAAUAAUAAUAAUAAUAAUAAUAAUAAUACUAAUAAUAAUAAUAAUAAUAAUAAUAAUAAUAAUAAUAAUAAUAAUAAUAAUAGUAAUAAUAAUAGUAAUAACAAUAAUACUAAUAAUAAUAAUAAUAAUAAUAAUAAUAAUAAUAAUAAUAAUAAUAAUAAUAAUAAUAAUAAUAAUAAUAAUAAUAGUAAUAAUAAUAGUAAUAAUACGAAUAAUAGUAAUAAUAAUAGUAAUAAUAAUAGUAAUAACAAUAAUAAUAAUAAUAAUAAUAAUAAUAAUAAUAAUAAUAAUAAUAAUAAUAAUAAUAAUAAUAAUAAUAAUAAUAAUAAUAAUAAUAAUAAUAAUAAUAGUAAUAAUAAUAGUAAUAACAAUAAUACUAAUAAUAAUAAUAAUAAUUAUAAUAAUAAUAAUAAUAAUAAUAAUAAUAAUAAUAAUAAAUUUCGAUUGCUAAACACUACACACAAAGUAACAAAAUGA
Molecule: messenger RNA, 1416 nt
Organism: Anopheles coluzzii
Lineage: Eukaryota; Metazoa; Arthropoda; Insecta; Diptera; Culicidae
Product: probable cyclin-dependent serine/threonine-protein kinase DDB_G0292550
Exons: 1
Source: RefSeq, a predicted model, not a curated record